GCGCCACGCAUUCGUCGGCUUAAGCUUACACACGACUGUGACGAACACUUUUUCUAUCAAGAGAAUCUAGAGCUGGUCUUGUAUUCUAAUGUGCAAGAGAUCUACGUUGCUUGUCUCAAUUACCCAGAGGCUUGGUAUAACCCUGACGUCUUGUACUGGCCGUGUCCAGGAGAGAAUGUGUGGCUCAUUGAU
This is a messenger RNA of Trichoderma virens Gv29-8, 192 nucleotides long. RefSeq lists its product as uncharacterized. NCBI's taxonomy places the organism in Eukaryota, Fungi, Ascomycota, Sordariomycetes, Hypocreales, Hypocreaceae. The annotation marks the transcript as partial. The record is from RefSeq and is a predicted model, not a curated record. The transcript has a single exon.